Molecule: messenger RNA, 435 nt
Organism: Ricinus communis (castor bean)
Lineage: Eukaryota; Viridiplantae; Streptophyta; Magnoliopsida; Malpighiales; Euphorbiaceae
Exons: 1
Coding region: 1-435 (144 amino acids)
Source: RefSeq, a predicted model, not a curated record
AUGGAAACUAAAGUCAAACUUAAUCUUGAAGAUGGCAAUCCUUUAGACAACAUAGGGCAUUACCAACGACUAGUAGGGAAACUAAUCUAUCUCACUAUAACUAGACCUGACAUCAACUAUGCUGUAAGUAUGGUAAGUCAAUUCAUCCAUGCUCCUCGCACUAGUCAUUUGGAUGCCAUCGAUAAGAUUCUUAGGUAUCUUAAAGGCACCCCUGGUCAAGGGAUUUUGAUGAAAAAUAACAGUUCAAAUGAUAUUAUUGGUUUUUCUGAUGUAGAUUGGGCCGGAAGCUGUGACAGAAAGUCAACUUCUGGUUUCUGUACAUUUGUGGGUGGCAACCUAGUAACUUGGAAAAGCAAGAAACAAACUGUAACUGCUAGAUCCAGCGCAGAAGCAGAAUACAGAGCAAUGGCAUCAACUGCCAGUGAGCUAAUAUAG